Messenger RNA from Chionomys nivalis (European snow vole), 1967 nucleotides. It is a transcript of the gene Rwdd2b, whose product is annotated as RWD domain containing 2B. The record is from RefSeq and is a predicted model, not a curated record. Bases 138 to 1010 code for a protein of 290 amino acids. Gene Ontology annotation, molecular function: protein binding. The transcript is spliced from 5 exons. NCBI's taxonomy places the organism in Eukaryota, Metazoa, Chordata, Mammalia, Rodentia, Cricetidae.
UUCCCUGAGGAAGGGUUCAAAGGUCGCACCGUUCUCUUUAGUCUCUCUGCGGGAGAGACCUGAGCUGUGGGUGCCUUCAGCCACGGGGUGUCGGCGGUGCUGCAGUCUCGACUGUGGGAGCUUGCAGAUGUCUCAGCAUGGUUGAGCUAGAACAGGCAGAGGCCCAGCUCUCCGAGUUAGACCUCCUGGCCAGUAUGUUCCCAGGUGAGAAUGAGCUCACAGUGAACGACCAGCUGGCGUUAGCAGAGCUGAAAGACUGUGUCGAGAAGAGGACAAUGGGGGACAGAUCAUCACAAGUAUACUUUACAAUCAAUAUGCACCUGGACUUGUCUGAGGAAGCAAGGGUGAUGUUUUCUCUGUCUUGCUUUCUUCCCUUUAAAUACCCUACAGUUUUGCCCGAAAUCACUGUCAGAUCAGUAUCACUGAGUAGAUCCCAGCAGACUCAGCUGAACACAGACCUGAUGGCAUACCUGCAGAAAAACUGUCUCGGAGAGGUCUGUGUACUGAAUGCCACAGACUGGGUUAGAGAGCAUGCCUCUGACUAUGUCAACAGAGAUGCCUCUCCCUCCCCUGCCAAGGAAAGCCCAGCCCAGCCUAUGGAUCUCACUCUCACGAGGCUCUGGAUCUACAGCCAUCACAUCUACAACAAAUGCAAAAGAAAAAACAUCCUAGAGUGGGCAAAGGAACUGGCCCUGUCUGGCUUCAGCAUGCCUGGGAAACCCGGUGUGGUGUGUGUAGAAGGCCCACAGAGUGCUUGCGAAGAAUUCUGGUCAAGACUCAGAAAACUGAACUGGAAGAGAAUUUUAAUUCGCCACCGAGAAGACAUGCCAUUUGAUGGUACGAAGGAUGGAAUGGCAAAACAACGGAGAUUUUCCACUUUUGAAGAAAAGGCCUUCAGUGUCCACGGAGCCAGAGGAAACCACAUGGACUUUGGUCAGCUGUAUCAGUUCCUAAAUGCCAGGGGUUGUGGGGAUGUUUUCCAGAUGUUCUUUGGAGUGGAAGGACAGUGACUCAGUGGGUGGAGGGUGGGGGUCACUGUCCCUCCUUUGGUUGUUUCUUCCCGUUCUUUCUUGAAUUUUAAUGUUCCAUUCCACAAUGUUAUAGGCAUGGGAGCAUAAGACAAACUGUAAUAUAGUUGCAAUGCAUCGGUUAAAAUAUGCUGUGACUGAAAGAAGAACUGAGUUUCAAAUUAUAAAAUUUCCAUUUCUAACAGAGAAGGCUGGAGAAAUGGCCCAGAGGUUAAGAGCACAUACUGUUAUGGCUGAGAACCUAAGUUCAGUUCCCAGCACCCACGGCAGGCAGCUCAUAAUCACUUAGAACUCAUAACAUCAGCUUGUCUGAUGGCCUCUGUCCUCCUCAAUGGUGCACGCAUAAACACGCACAUAUACAUACACUCAGGGCAUCGGAUCCCCGGAGCUGGAAUUACAGGAGGUUGUGAAUUGCCCAUCGUGGGUACUGAGGACCAAACUUGGGUCCUCUACAAGAGCAAUGCAUACUUUUAACCACUGAGCCAUCUAUCCAACCUGGUAGAAACCUUUUGAUGUGAGCUGGACAUGAUUGCACGCGGUUGUAAUCCCAGCGCUUGGAAAAUAGAGGAAAGAGGAUCAGGAGUUCAAAGCCAGCUUGGGCUACUUAAGUUCUGUCUUAAAACAAAACAUAACAAAACAAAAACAAAGUUAUUCACAGGAACUUUUGCACAAUAAAUUAUCUGUGAAAGUAAUUUUGGUGGUUCAGCUUGCAUUUCCAGGAUGCUUCUGCCUUUACUGAGGAACCUGAGAACGCUGUCUGCUCCCGGGCUCUGUUGCAACUGUAUCUGGCUGUAGGUUAUAGUGGCAGGAUUCUGGGGAUGAAUUUGCAUCUCUUUCUGCCAUGAAGUGAUGGCAGGAGAAGGGAAGGAUGUCUGAGACAACUGCAGAAAUGCCCGUCCUUCUUGUCCUGUGUGGACCCAACACUAAUCCUUGGUGAUU